Messenger RNA from Emiliania huxleyi CCMP1516, 1016 nucleotides. RefSeq lists its product as hypothetical. Gene Ontology annotation, molecular function: 1-acylglycerol-3-phosphate O-acyltransferase activity. The annotation marks the transcript as partial. The record is from RefSeq and is a predicted model, not a curated record. Gene Ontology annotation, biological process: phosphatidic acid biosynthetic process. Lineage: Eukaryota; Haptophyta; Isochrysidales; Noelaerhabdaceae. The transcript is spliced from 3 exons.
CAAUGUCGCUGCUGAUCGCCUGCCUCCCGCUCGGCCUUGCCACCGCUCCUCGCGCGCCUCCGUCGCCUCUGGCGAUGGCGACGAUGGCGCCGCCGCUCGCACGCGUCGCGAUGUCGGCCAGUGCAGUCAACCUCGAUGCCGCAGCCGUCGACGCCGCCGCCGCCGCCGCGGUGCUGCCACCGACGCCAAAGACGAACGCAGUCAGCCGCAAAGUCUUCGGCAUCACCUUCGCGCUGCUCACCGCCUUCGUCGUGACCGGAAUCUACCCGCUCGUCAUCUCCGCCACCAUCUACUCGAAGCUGUUCGACAACGAGCGGCGGCGGGCAAACGACUACGUGGUGCAGUGGUGGGCGCGCACGACGCUGACCCUCUUCGGGGCCAAGGUGGCGCUCGAGGGGCAGGAGAACCUUCCUCCGCCGGGCGAGGCCGUGAUGUACGUCCCGAACCACUGUUCGUUCCUGGACAUCUUUUCGCUCUCUGGCUUCCUGCCGCGCCGCUUCAAGUACAUCUCCAAGAUUGAGAUCCUGCGCAUCCCGCUCGUCGGCUGGGCGAUGGGCUUUGCCAAGCACAUCGCGCUCGCGCGCACCGAUCGAAAGUCACAGCUCAAAACGCUCAAGGAGGCGGUCGAGACGCUCAAGGCGGGCAACUCCCUCGUCACCUUCCCCGAGGGGACACGCUCCAAGGACGGCGUGCUCGGCAGCUUUAAGAAGGGCCCCUUCACCAUGGCGGCGCGCGCCGGCGUGCGGAUCGUCCCCAUCUCCGUCGUCGGCGCCGCAGCUCGCGACUUGGCGUACUCCUCUGCGACUCCUCCCCGGAGCCGUCUCGGCACCUUCCCUGUAGGCACGCACGUGUUUGGGACGGGCGCGCUGCCGAUCGCCAUCCCGCGCGGCGUGCGCAUCAUCGUCCACCCGCCCCUCGACGCGCCGGUCGCCAAGCAGGAGGACGAGUCGAUGGCGGCCGCGCGGGCGGCGGUCCUGUCGGGUCUUCCUGCGGCGAUGAGGCCAGCCGAGGCGUGA